AUGACCUCUGUGGUUGCAAAAUUGACUGGGAGAGCUCUGGACAUAUUCAGUAAGAUACCUAUUGAUGAUGCUUCAAACUAUGGUAAAUUUAAGGAACUGGUUUUGAAACAGUUUCAGAUUACACCUGAAACCUACAGGGUUAAAUUCAGAAAUCUUAAGAGGAGAUCUGGAUUGAAUAAUGUGGCUUAUGCAAUUGAAAUGAGGGAUUUGUUAGACAAGUGGGUGACGGGGAAAGGCAUUACAAGCUUUGAAGAAAUGUGUUGUUUAAUUACUCAGGAACAGUUCCUGAAUAUGUGCAAUGAUGAUAUAAAACCGUAUUUGUGGGACAAAAAGGUGGGUGAAUUAGCUGGGUUUGCAGACUCUUAUGAGCAGUCACAAGCUGCAAUUAAACACAAACCACUGGCAGAGGGAUACAGGGUUGGGGGAAAGCAGAAUCACCGUUUUACCCCUGGGAAAAAGGAGGCUGGGUGUUCACCUCCCCACUCCCCUGUUACUCACCUCAGGUCUCCUGGACAACCAGAGGAGCCCAGAAGGUGCUUUCACUGUAAUUCCCCAGGGCACCUGAAGAGCAGCUGCCCUAAAUUAAAGGAGGGUAAACCUCCCUUGUCCCAUGCUGGCUUGGUUGCCCUCAGCUCUGAGGCCCCAGAGGGCAAUCCCACCUCUUAUCACACCAGCUUGGCGGACACAGGGCCUAGUGAAGUGGACAGGGAACACAUUAAGGAUAUCAAGAUUGAUGGCACGAAGUGUCUGCAGUGGAGGGAUACUGUGGCUCAGUUCUCUCUGGUUGGACCAAGUGUGGUUCCAAAUGCUAGUGUUUUGAUGGGGCAGAUGACCCACAUUAAGGGGUGGGGCCAGAAAGGUUCCCUGUACCCCGGCAAAGGUUCAUGUGGACUGGGAACGUAUGGAAGGUGAUUUACUGGUGGGGAUGCUCAAGGACAUCCCCGCGGACAUGUUGCUGGGAAAUGAUUUUUCAGCAACACUAGGACUGUUAGUGUGGUAACUUGCAGCAUGAAGAAAGGAAGUGAGGGACUCCUAGAGAGGGAGGAGAGAGCACUGUCUGUCAAUGAGGCAGCUGUUCUAGCUGAUGAUUGUAGGUCUGACGCAGCCCAGCUAACACAUCCUACCCCAGGGAACGUGGAGUAGGUGACUCGGAGGGAAUCCCCAGAAAUGGGGCGGGGACCUUGGAACCUAUAGAGGAGGUGGGGGAGGGUCCUAUUGACAGGCCAAUGCAGGAAGGUGGGGUGCUUCCAAGUAUGGGAGAGGCAGAGCCAGGCCUCUGCCUGGCUGAAGAUGACAGGCUCCCAGGGGUGGGGGCAGGGGAGAUGAAAUCAGUGCCCAGGGUUGGGGAUGUUAUCUCAAGGGUUGUCUGUCAGGAAUUUGUAGGUAAACAAAGGGCUGACCCCUCCCUUGAGGGCAUAAAAAAGUGUGUCUCGGAGGGAACUCCAGGAAGGGAGUGGAGGAGAAGUUUUUUGAAGAGGACGGGAAACUGUAUAGGGAGGCCCCUGUAGGGAAGAACCGAGACCCCAGCCAACCCUAUAAGCAGUUGGUUGUACCCAGCCAACACCAAAAGGAAUUAGUGCUGGUAGCGCACGAUAGUCCCUUUGCUGGUCACUUGGGGUACAGAGGACUUAUGACAGGUUAAGGAGGAAUUUCUACUGGCCUGGGAUACAGAAUGAUGCAAGGGAUCAUUGUAGAACUUGUGUGGUGUGUCAGGAGAGGAAGAAACCGGUGGGACCCCAGAAGGCUCCGCUGCGUCCCUUGCCUGUCAUUCAGGAGGCAUUCCAGAGGGUGGCAAUGGACAUAGUGGGUCCUAUGUCUCUCCCCACUUGGAGGGGAAACAAGUAUAUCUUAGUUGUGGUAGACUUCACCACUCGGUAUCCUGAGGCAAUCACACUGUCUAACAGAAGCUGAAACAGUGGCAAGAGCCAUGCUCACUAUAUUCAGCAGAGUGGGCUUCCCUCAGGAGAUUUUGUCUGAUCGGGGGGCAAAUUUUAUGUCGCAGUUGUUCAAUGAGCUAUGGAAGGUGUGUGGAGUGAAACAGCUUAAGACGGCCCUCUACCAAUCCCAGGCUAAUGGGCUGGUGGAAAGGUUCAGUGGGACCCUAAAAUCCAUGCUGGGGAUGUAUGCCCAGAAAAGGGGCCAGAGUUGGAUGAGUUGUUGUUGUUCCUGCUGUAUGCCUAUAGGGAGGUGCCCCAAGAGUCUACAGGAUUUUCCCCAUUUGACCUUCUGUAUGGGAGGAAAGUGAGGGGACCCCUCAAUCUCAUCAGGGAUACCUGGGAAGGAUGCACCACGGUGAGGAAAGAACGCAUGACUGAGUAUGUUCAGAGGUUCAGGAGGGAGUUGAAGGACAUGAUGGAGAUUGUCCAAAACAAUCUCCUUUGCAGUAAGGCUAAGCAAAAGGUGUGGUAUGAUAAAAAAAAUACUUGUAUACGCACUUUUGACAUAGGAGAUUUGGUCAUGGUACUCAGCCCUGCAAAAAAGUUCAAAAUGUAAAACUCCUGGGAGGGGCCGUUUGAAGUGGGGGAAGU
This is a messenger RNA of Chelonia mydas (Green sea turtle), 2528 nucleotides long. RefSeq lists its product as uncharacterized. Gene Ontology annotation, molecular function: zinc ion binding; nucleic acid binding. The coding region runs from base 1 to 912 and encodes 303 amino acids. The transcript has 2 exons. NCBI's taxonomy places the organism in Eukaryota, Metazoa, Chordata, Testudines, Cheloniidae. The record is from RefSeq and is a predicted model, not a curated record.